AUGACGCUCGCAACGCCUCUGAGAUGGCUCCUAUCCAAAGUGGCUCCCAUCGGAUCCUUUCCCUCUCACAGUGGUCCCUACGCCGUUGGGAGCUGUGAUGUAGAAAUCCCUAUUGCAGACUUACACAGCCCGAGCCCGAAACCUGAGGAUGCUGACAUUCAUACCGUUGUCUUUCGAAUCUUCUACCCGUGCGAACCGGCGUCAUCGACGAAGUCGGUGCGAUGGAUACCGGAUCCCCAGCGUGCAUACAUGAGAGCAUACGCUCGAUAUCUAGGGAUCAAUUUUGCCGUGUCCGACCACCUUGCGUUUCUAUCGCAUGUUCUGUAUUAUAUCGCGAUACCAGUCCGUCGAAAUGCCAUGCUUCUACCUCCACAGACGUCAUCUGGAAAGUGGCCGGUGAUGAUCUUCUCACACGGCCUUGCAGGCUGUAGAAACACAUAUUCGUGGAUAUUGGGCGCGGUAGCUAGCUACGGUGUGGUUGUCAUUGCGCCAGAUCACCGGGACCGAAGCGCGGCCAUCACCUAUAUUCGAGCUACGGACGAACAUCCCCCUAAAGUCCUCACCUACAACCGCAUUCCGCACACGGCUAUCGACAUUGUCUACCGAGGCCGUGACAGACAAAUGCGCAUCCGGCUCUGGGAGCUGGGCCUGAUUCAUAGUGCGCUGCUCAAAAUCAACGCAGGCGUUUCAGUUCGCAACCUCGACCCUAACAGCACCCGGUUUCGCAAAACCGACACCAACGAGGUACUCUCUAUCUUCGUACACCGGCUUAGUGUCGACGAGCCCGGUUCCAUCAUCUGGGCCGGUCACAGCUUCGGUUCUGCCUCGGUCGUCCAACUGGUCAAGUCCACCUACUGGCGCAUCCCUGCCGACGACCCUGAUGGCAACUCCACCUCACUCCACCCGCCAUACACCCCUCUCUUCACCCCCUCCGCCACCUCCUCCAUCGCCCGCCAAAUCACCCCCUCCUCCCCCCUCGUCCUCCUCGACAUGUGGGCCAUGCCCCUCGACUCCCCCUACACCUUCCGCCUCAGCCAGAUGCCCCUCCCCUGCUACGCCACCCCCUCCUCCUCCGCCGGCUCCACCACCCUCGCGCUCCUCUCAGCCGCCUUCGCAGAGUGGCCCGCCAACCUCGAUCGGCUGAAACGUGCCCUCUGCCCUACCCCGGCUACGGAAACCUCGCUCCGCAACCCGCACGCCUUCACCCCCACCCCGAUCGACGUUGCCGGCCCGCGCCUCUUCUACCCGGCUAACUCUGCGCACCUCUACCAAUCGGACUUCGCGAUCCUGUUCCCGCGCGCCACGCGGCGGAUGUUCAACGGCGGCGGCGGUGAGCCUACGCGGCUACUGCGGCUGAACCAGCGGGCAAUCGUGGAGUUUCUGCGGGACAUUGGGAUGGAAGUGGGGCCGCCGAAUGCGAGGGGUUUAGCGGAUGGGGAGGUGCAGGGGGAGGUCGGGGUGGGGGAGAAGAGAGGGGAUUGGAGGAUUUUGGCGAGGGAUGGGGGUGGAAUUCGAGGGUGGAUGGCGGUGGAGGUGAUGGGUGGGACAGAAGUGGUGGAGGGUGGGACGAGUAAGCUGGAUGAGGUGAGGGAGAUUGAUGUGUUGGGAGAGGUGGUGUCGUCGGGACAGAAGUGACGGAGUGGAUAGUCUGAGGCCACUAGAUCGGUUACGAUGCGAGGUUGUUACGUUGUUACGAUAUGUACGAUUUGACGAUUCUUGGACGCAUGGGGUACCGGUUUGCUGGAGGGAGGUAGAACUGGGUUGCCAACCGCAAGAUUGUCUUGAUGAUAGCCUUAUGGUUAAACUACAUACUCCCU
Messenger RNA from Eremomyces bilateralis CBS 781.70, 1817 nucleotides. RefSeq lists its product as uncharacterized. Bases 1 to 1635 code for a protein of 544 amino acids. The record is from RefSeq and is a predicted model, not a curated record. Gene Ontology annotation, molecular function: 1-alkyl-2-acetylglycerophosphocholine esterase activity. NCBI's taxonomy places the organism in Eukaryota, Fungi, Ascomycota, Dothideomycetes, Eremomycetales, Eremomycetaceae. The transcript is spliced from 2 exons.